AACCACACCAAGAGGAAAGACAAACAAAAAAAGAAACUCCCAACCAAAAACUUCCUCAAAAAUCAACAAAUGGAUACUAAUAAAGCAAAAAAGCUUAAAGUGAUGAACCAACUCGUAGAAGGCCACGAGUUAACCACUCAGCUUCAGCAACUCGUCUCUCAACCCGGGUCCGGUCUAGGUCCAGCGGAGGAUCUAGUGGCUAAAAUCUUAGAGUCUUUCAAUAACAGCAUCUCUGUUCUUGAUACCUUCGAACCUAUCUCCUCCUCCUCAUCAUCCCUCGCCGCCGUUGAGGGCUCUCAAAAUGCUUCAUGCGACAACGACGGCAAGUUUGAAGAUUCCGGCGAUAGUCGGAAAAGAUUGGGACCCGUUAAGGGUAAAAGAGGAUGCUACAAAAGAAAGAAAAGAUCGGAGACGUGGACUAAAGAAUCGACUAUACUUGAGGACACAUUUUCUUGGAGGAAAUAUGGACAAAAGGAGAUUCUUAAUGCCAAAUUCCCAAGGAGUUACUUUAGAUGCACACACAAGUACACGCAAGGGUGCAAGGCAACAAAGCAAGUCCAGAAGGUGGAGCUCGAACCCAAGAUGUUCAGUAUCACAUACAUAGGAAAGCACACGUGUAACACCAACGCAGAAACACCCAAGAGCAAGACUUGUGACCAUCAUGAUGAGAUAUUCAUGGAUUCCGAAGAGCACAAGAGUCCUAGUUUGACGACCUCAAUGAAGGAGGAAGAAGAGAAUCAUCAUCAUCAUGGUUCUUCCACGGUGAAUGACUUGUCAUUGGUGUGGCCAGAAAUGGUUUUCGAAGAAGAUUAUCAUCAUCAGGCCAUUUACGUCAAUGGGGAAACUAGUACAUCUAUCAAUGAUUUGGGUUCUCCGGAUCACUUGGUGUUUGGAGCUGGUGGCGAUUUCGGGUUCAGCGAAAAUGAGCACUUCUCUAUCUUCAGUUCAUGUUCGAAUCUAUCUUGAGUUUACCACUACUAUAGGACUAAGACUAUGAGUUAAUCAUUAGGCUUGUAGAGUGGAAAACGUACGUAUAAUAUAUUUUGUCCUCUCUCUAAUGAGUGUCUGUACACUGUACUGUACAUAUAGUAGUAUAAAUACCACUCUUGCUG
Molecule: messenger RNA, 1112 nt
Organism: Arabidopsis arenosa
Lineage: Eukaryota; Viridiplantae; Streptophyta; Magnoliopsida; Brassicales; Brassicaceae
Source: the annotation of a GenBank genome assembly